AUGCAGUUUAAAUCGCUCUUGUUGUCGGCUGUUGUCGUCCUCGCCCUUGCUCAAACUACUCUUGCCAACAUCUAUUCUCAGUUGCAGUUCAUGAAGAUUGAAUCGCCCAAGGAUAACCAAGAUGUUCGUGCUGGCGAGGAUUUGACCAUUACCUACGUGAUGCAACCUUUGAUUGAUGAGCAAACUUCUCCUGGCAAGGCUUUGGGUCUGGAUAUCAAUUUUCAUCGUAGAACCGGUGACCAAAAGCAACAGCAACUCAGCUACAUCCACAAGUCUUGCCCUGUCACUGCAAAGAAUGAUGUGUAUGUCAAGUAUUCCAAGACCUGGACCGUUCCCGAAGAUACCACGCCUGGCUCAUAUGCUAUUGACUUUGUUGAGCAAGUGCAAUUCCGCCGCACUCAAAUCACCUCCACUGAAACCGUCAAGAUCAACGUUGUCGACUAG
This is a messenger RNA of Lichtheimia ornata, 444 nucleotides long. RefSeq lists its product as uncharacterized. NCBI's taxonomy places the organism in Eukaryota, Fungi, Mucoromycota, Mucoromycetes, Mucorales, Lichtheimiaceae. The transcript is spliced from 3 exons. The record is from RefSeq and is a predicted model, not a curated record. Bases 1 to 444 code for a protein of 147 amino acids.